CUGAGGCGGCCAAUCCUCAGUGGCUCUCCUUGACCUGCUCGACCUUUACCUCUGCCAUCCAAGGUUAACGAAAGAACAGGAGAGAGAAAGAGAGAGAGGAGGGGGAAAAACAAAGAGAGGAAACCUCUCUCUCCUCUCGAGGUAUUGUCACAGGGUACAGGUUAAAGAUGGGAGUGAAGCAAGCUCUGAAGAGCAUUGAUGCUUUUCCUCGUGCUGAAGAGCACCUGUUGCAGAAGACACAGUCUGGUGCAGUGGUCUCAAUUUUUGGUUUAAUCAUCAUGGCCACAUUGUUCUUGCAUGAGCUGAAGUACUAUCUUACAACAUAUACAGUACAUCAGAUGGCUGUAGAUUUGCAACGUGGAGAGAGACUUCCAAUCCAUAUAAAUGUUUCAUUCCCUUCUCUACCUUGUGAUGUUUUAGGUGUCGAUGCUGUUGAUAUGUCAGGUAAACAUGAAGUGGACAUUGAUACAAACAUUUGGAAGCUUCGCUUGAAUCGUGAUGGCCACAUUAUUGGCAGCGAAUUCAUAUAUGACCUUGUUGAAGGGGGUCAUACUCACAAACAUGAUCACAACAAAGAACAUCAUGAGGAUUCUUCUCAAAAACUUCAGUCUCAUGGUUUUGACGAAGAUGCUGAAAAAAAAGUCAAGAAUGUGAAGCAAGCAUUGGCAGAUGGGGAAGGAUGCAGGGUUUUUGGGGUUUUAGAUGUUCAAAGAGUUGCUGGAAACUUUCAUAUUUCAGUUCAUGGGUUAAACAUAUUUGUUGCACAACAGAUCUUCGAGGGAGCUAUUCAUGUGAAUGUGAGUCAUGUUAUCCACGAUUUAUCAUUUGGGCCAAAGUACCCAGGAAUUCAUAACCCGCUUGACGGAACAGUACGGAUUUUGAGUGGAACGAGUGGGACAUUCAAAUAUUACAUAAAGAUUGUUCCAACUGAAUACAGAUAUCUCUCCAAAGAAGUUCUACCAACUAAUCAGUUCUCUGUUACGGAAUAUUUUGUCCCCAUGCAUGAGUUUGGUAGGAUGUGGCCAGCUGUUUACUUUUUGUAUGAUCUUUCACCAAUCACUGUGACAAUUAGAGAAGAACGGCGCAGUUUUCUGCAUUUAAUAACUCGACUUUGUGCGGUACUUGGUGGUACAUUUGCACUAACAGGAAUGCUGGAUCGGUGGAUGUACAGGCUUCUCGAGGCAUUGACAAAAUCAAAAAGUAGAAUCAUACUUCGGUAAUUGAGGCCUUGGAUUAAAUCCUAUUGAAGGCAACAAGAUCUGUA
Messenger RNA from Telopea speciosissima, 1264 nucleotides. RefSeq names its product endoplasmic reticulum-Golgi intermediate compartment protein 3-like. The record is from RefSeq and is a predicted model, not a curated record. NCBI's taxonomy places the organism in Eukaryota, Viridiplantae, Streptophyta, Magnoliopsida, Proteales, Proteaceae. The transcript is spliced from 12 exons. Bases 168 to 1220 code for a protein of 350 amino acids. Gene Ontology annotation, cellular component: COPII-coated ER to Golgi transport vesicle; endoplasmic reticulum.